AUGCCUCUUGGUGGAACAGUGUUCUGGAUUGAGGGCAUGGGUCAGUGUCCCAGUUUCCCCCCAGGAAACCACAUUGGGAUAAAAAUGAACUGCCUCGAUGAAGUUUCCUUCAAGGUCCCCAUGGGGUCUCUGGAGGGGACUCUGGAGGAGGUGGAGCUUGUCACUGCGCCAGAGCUCUGCUUACCCGACUACCUUCAGAUACUGCGGGAGACGAAGUAUGAGUUCAGCAUUGAGAAAUGGGUGCUGAGAGGACUACAGAGGAGUUACCCCAGCGCUCCACAAAUGCCACUGCCUCACUCCCGCUCUGAAGUGGUGGCGUCCUGUCCCCCAUACUGGCUGAUGUUCAGCAGUCCCCAGGAGAGCCGGCUGGCCAGACGCAGGAGCAGCGACCUCUGGGAGCCCACGCUCCGCCAGAGGAGCCGCAGCCUCAACGCCGCAGACCUGCGCUACAUGCACCCCAGGGUCAAGUUCCUCAUUUCAGACUCGGAAGGGGACGAAGGCUACUCCGAGGAUGACGAGGGCUCGUCCACCGAGGAGGACAAAUCGACCAUCCAUGAAGACGCAGAGCGGCCGCCCAGCUCUGCACUCAGACGCCAGUUCCACGGCCUCAAAGACCUGGGGCCUUCCUCUCGAAACCUGAACCCUCCAUCCCUGCGAAACGUGGCCCACCUGAGGAAAAGCUCCUCUUCCUCCCUCCACGAAUUCCGCAAAAACUCACUGGAAAGGCCCAGGACGAGCAGCCCCCAGCGCCAAGGCCAGAGGCGCCCGACAAGGAGGCUGCAUUCGCUGUCCCGCUCAAGCCGCCAGCACUCCCUCAGCCCCCAGCCGCCAUCUUCAUCCCCCCCCUGCCACUUACAGCCCAGGCCUGCCACCGCCGGACACAUCCCCUCCAUCAAGAGCCACAAGCCCACCACACCGUCUCUUAGCCCAUACUCCUGCCUGCCACCCCCUCCCUCGGCGCCUCAUCCCCUUGGCUCCCACACAUCCGCCCCGGACUCCUCGGUGGAGCUGCUGUCGGCCCUGAGCCAAGAGGAGCAGGAGCUGCUGGAAGCCGUUACGAAGAAGGGCUACCCGCUGCGCACCGCCAUCAUCGCCCUGCAGAAGACCGGCCGGCAGAGCCCAGAGCAGGUCUGA
Anguilla anguilla (European eel) is the source of this 1134-nucleotide messenger RNA. Its product is annotated as ubiquitin-associated protein 1-like. Lineage: Eukaryota; Metazoa; Chordata; Actinopteri; Anguilliformes; Anguillidae. Bases 1 to 1134 code for a protein of 377 amino acids. The transcript has 4 exons. Gene Ontology annotation, molecular function: ubiquitin binding. Gene Ontology annotation, cellular component: ESCRT I complex. Gene Ontology annotation, biological process: ubiquitin-dependent protein catabolic process via the multivesicular body sorting pathway. The record is from RefSeq and is a predicted model, not a curated record.